GAUUUAUUAAUCAGCUGAAUAUAGUUUUUAUGACUUAUUAUAUUGAAGGAAUCUCUUGUCACGGUUAAAUAUCUGUUAUUAGCAGCCAGGACCUUAAGACAGACAUCAUAAUGAGCUCAUAGCUGGUGUUAGCAGGAUUCGGUGUAUGCACGGUACACUGAAUGCUAAAGUAUAUAAACUGUAUGACUUAUAUACAAUAAAAUAACCAUUAUCAAUUAAUACCCCCCAUACAUUUAUUUUUAUUUUAGGUUUGCAAAGCUUUGUCUCAGCCCCUUCAAUCUGUAGCUGCGGCGCAACACACAUGGAAGCCCAUUUAGGCCUAUCUCAUAAUUAUGACUUAGUAUCUCAUUAUUAUGACUUGACUUUUUUUUAAUAUUACUUUUCCCAAAAUUAUUAUUAUUUUUUUCACUUUUUCCGAAAACUUAUUUUAUUUUUAUUUUUAUUUUUUAAACUGGCGGAAACAGGCUUCCAUACUUUUCGUCUGCAGUAAAAAAUAAUCUACAGUAAAAAAGAUUGCGCAACAGUAUAAUAUAAAUACAUUUUUAAACGUGUAUUCGUUUUUAAAUAUACCAGAAAUAAAUUACACACUGUUUUUAAAAUAAUACUAAAUUGCCAGUGACAGUUAAUAUUCGCAGACCACGUGACAUCACCCGGAAGUGACGCGGAGUACUCAAAAGAGUUCAGUGAAGCAUCUGGGAGCAAAACACCAGCUAGCUAUAUUCCACUAAAGAGAGCAGAGAGCAGAGAGCAGAGGAGACUACCAGCUGGAGGAAAUACACAAAUACACAUAUCUUUGAAUAGGCGGCCAUAAUGAAUCCAGUGUACAACCCUGCAACAUCAGGGGUCCCCUUCACCAACACUAAGGGUCUAGGCUACCCAGCUGGAUUUCCUGUUGGCUAUGCAGCAGCAGCUCCUACUUAUAAUCCCAACGUCUACGCAGGAGCAAACGCCGCCUUCACCAGCGGUUAUGCUCCUGGCACUCCUUUCAAAAUGUCCUGCUCCCCCAACACGGGGAAUGUCCCCCCUUACUCCUCCUCCCCCAGCCCUUACCCCGCUGCCAUGUACCCGGUCAGGAGCUCCUACCCUCAACAGAACCCCUAUGCACAGGCUCUAAUACCCUCACAACAGCAGGGCACCUACUACACACAGCCUCUGUACGCUGCUCCGCCUCAUGUCAUCCACCACACAACGGUGGUUCAGCCCAAUGGGAUGCCUGCAGCCAUGUACGGCCAGCCCAUGCCUGCGCCCCGCCACAAUGGUGUCGCCAUGGGGAUGGUGGCCGGCACUACCAUGGCCAUGUCAGCUGGAACUUUGUUGACAACUCAAUCACCAGCGCCUGUUAACCCCCACCAAGUCACGAUGCCCACAUAUCGGACCCCAGGUACCCCCAGCUACAGCUAUGUGCCCUCCCAGUGGUGAGGAGAAGGAGGAGUUCAAUGGUAGAUAUGCAUCCACACUCUCCUCCAGUGUUUGUUGCUCUCGGUGAGGACAGCUCUGCCAGCGUCUGCACCUCUUACUCUUCUUCCAGCAUAAUGUGAAUCUAAACCCAGCUACAUUGAGACAGGAGGGGGCAAAGAAUACAACCAUCCCCAUAACCCCCCCCCCCCUUCAGCGCCAGCACCUCCUCCACCUGCUGCAUCUCUCACCUCUAACAGCAAAGCCUCCAUGCAAACUGUCUGCAGGUUUUUAUAGCUUCGACUCUUCAUCAGAGGUUCUUUUUAUGUUGUUUUUUAUUUGGGAUACAUAUGAUGGUGAAUGCAUGUGUAUAUAUAGAUAUAUGAAGUAAUGCUAGCUCAGUCUACCUGCUGUGACAGAUGCAAACUAAAGGCACACAUCCAAAGGAACUAAAAUAGUAAUAAUAAUCUGCCGAGCUGAGUCAGCAAGCGCAUCGAUAGACAUUUUGUCCAUGCAAAAACACACCUGCACACACACGCGCAUACACACGCGUGCAGAACAAAGAAUGCUACAUCCACUGCUCUGUGUUUUAAGAAGUGAUGCCCGUUUUUUUAUUAUUUCUCUCAGUAAUGCUGUGUUUGGGUUUUGUCUCACCAUGUCUGUAUUUUAGGAGGAAGACUCUAACUGACUUUCACUCCAGCUCUUUAUCAUUCUCAAUGUUUUAUUUUCCUGCCUGUCAGACAUUUGAGGAAAGAAUGUCGACUUUUCCAAAAGCGUGCAGCAGCUUUUGCUUCCUGCCUGAAACUUUUUAGGGUGAUAUCAGUCCAAGUUUAUUUUAGCUGAAAGUAUUUUUGGUGGGGAUUGAGGAGAGGAAGAUGUUGGAAGCGUUUGCACCCAGUUAAAUAAGUGAAUGAAUGUGUGUGUGAGUGUGCGUCAAAGAUUAAAAUAGAAACCAUUAAAAUGGUGCCAUACAGUGCGACAUGUCUAGAAUAUCUGACCUGAAAUAAUAAUGUGCUGUUAGACAGGUCUGAAGCUCUUCAUUAUUAAAUCUCUGCUAACUGUGGAAACAUGUUAUAAAACAUGAAACUCUAUUUGUGAACAGCACUACUGAAGCAGGCACUAACUCUAAAAGACUCAUCGCUUGCUGUUUUACCUCGAGGCUCCAGGCUAAAAAUAAGAACAUCACAUAUUGAGACAUGCUCUUCAUCGCUGCCUCGGUCACCUCAGUUCAAUAAUCUGUUUUGUAAAUGUUAUUUUUGUGAUUUUGGUUCAUGUUUUGUAUUCUUAAGAAAGACCAAAAAUAAAAACAAAUAUAAGAAGA
This is a messenger RNA of Notolabrus celidotus (New Zealand spotty), 2716 nucleotides long. It is a transcript of the gene fam168b, whose product is annotated as family with sequence similarity 168 member B. The record is from RefSeq and is a predicted model, not a curated record. Lineage: Eukaryota; Metazoa; Chordata; Actinopteri; Labriformes; Labridae. The coding region runs from base 811 to 1419 and encodes 202 amino acids. The transcript is spliced from 7 exons.